Messenger RNA from Pungitius pungitius (ninespine stickleback), 6299 nucleotides. Its product is annotated as fibroblast growth factor 12-like. NCBI's taxonomy places the organism in Eukaryota, Metazoa, Chordata, Actinopteri, Perciformes, Gasterosteidae. Gene Ontology annotation, molecular function: sodium channel regulator activity; growth factor activity. Gene Ontology annotation, cellular component: nucleus; cytoplasm. The record is from RefSeq and is a predicted model, not a curated record. The transcript is spliced from 5 exons. Gene Ontology annotation, biological process: regulation of voltage-gated sodium channel activity. The coding region runs from base 582 to 1343 and encodes 253 amino acids.
GGAGGAGGAGGAGGAGGAGGAGAGGAUGAGGCAGGAGGAAGCAGAAUAGAGUCUAUGUGUAAUCUGCAGUUUGGCGUCUCGACGCUCUUCUUGAUUUUCUCUCUGGAUUAUUUGAAGUUGUUGGCAUCCAUGCGCUUCCAUCGGAGGCUCUGAGGAUGCAAACGGGUGAAUUACCCAGCAUGAAGAAUUAAUCGGAUCGGAAUUCAAAAGUGAGGUUUGCACUUUUUCAUCAGGCUUUUAGAACUUCUUUUUUUUUAAUGUCAGUAACGUAAUAAUAAGUUCUUGUGAUUGAUGAUUGGACGCCUGGAACAGAAGCUACGGGAUCUGUUCUUCUGAAGAAAUGAGGUCUGCACCCACAGGAUGGAUUGCGUCUCCUUCUGACGUUCGGGGUUCUUCCAGCGUCUCUUUGAGUCCAAACAUGUAACUGUGAGCCGCCCUUUGGCGUCUUCAAUCGGUUCGUCAUCAAGGAGCGACUGAGUUCUGACAUGUCACCUGUUUGGGGAUAAAGAAGCGACUCAAAAGGAACGAGCAGCAGCAGGUGUAGAUCUCACCCUCCGUGGCUCCGCCCCCUUCUCAGGGAGAUGGCGGCGGCCAUCGCCAGCUCCCUGAUUCGACAGAGGCGUCAGGCCCGCGAGUCCAACAGCGACAAGGUCGCCACCAAUAAGAGGCGCACGAGUCCCAGCAAGGACCCGAAGUCUACGUGCGACCGAAACAUCUUCAGCGUCUUCAGUAAGAUUCGCUUCUGCAGCGGGAAGAAGAGGCCCGUACGGCGGAAACCAGAGCCCCAGCUGAAGGGCAUUGUGACACGUCUCUUCAGCGAGCAGGGCUUCUUCCUGCAGAUGCAGCCCGACGGAACCAUCAACGGAAACAAGGACGAGAACAGCGACAACACGCUCUUUAACCUGAUCCCAGUGGGUUUGAGGGUGGUGGCCAUGCAGGGGGUGAAGGCUGGACUCUAUGUGGCCAUGAACGCAGAAGGAUUCCUCUACACAUCAGAUGUGUUCACGGCAGAGUGUAAGUUCAAGGAGUCGGUGUUUGAGAACUACUACGUCAUCUACUCCUCCACGCAGUACCGCCAGCACGAGUCGGGCCGGGCCUGGUUCCUGGGCCUCAACAAGGACGGGGCCCUCAUGAAGGGAAACCGGGUGAAGAAGACCAAGCCCUGCUCGCACUUUGUCCCCAGACCCAUCGAAGUCUGCAUGUACAAGGAGCCGUCGCUGCACGAGCUGGAGGAGAAGCUGCUGAAGUCGUCGCGGAGCCCAACGAUCAACAGCGAGGGACGGAGGGUGAUCAAGGAGCAGGAGGAGCAGCAGGAGGAGUGCACGGAUCGGGAGGGCUCAUAGCCUGCAGCACCCCCUGCAGGAGGAGGAGGAGGAGGAGGAGGAGGCGAACUCCCGUCUGAACACUCCCUCUGUUCAGUAACCACGACAACGACGACCAAAACCAAGAAAAAAAGAAGCUAAAAACAAAAAUCAUAAAAAACUUCUUCUUCUCAUAUUGAAAUAUGUAAAUGUUCUGGGGAGGGAGGGUUUGGGGUUUGUCAAGGGGGGCGGGGCUUGUUUGAAGGGAAGGUAAAGAAAAGAAAAAAAUCAGGUCGUUGAUGAUGAUGAUGAUUUACAUUUUAUGCAAAAAGCCCUGCUGAAACGGCGCCCGGAGGCGAGCACACCGACUCCUCAUUGUUGUGAUCGUCAUCAUCAUCACCAACGCCGUCGCCACGGCGACCGGGUGUUUUCCAUAGCUGAGUGAGCGCUGAGGACUCUGAAGCUUUAAGCCAUGUAGAAACUCCACUUCUGUUCAUUUCUCAACACUUUUGCACUUUCAACACGCGCUUGUUCUUUGUCUUCUUCUUGCUAUUCGCUCCUCUGCCUCUGUGCUUUCUGUUCUCUCUUCAUCAGCUGCACAUGUCGUUUUUAUUUAUUUUUGGGUUAGGGUUAUAAAACAAAGCUCAGAGGGGGGGUGGAUGGGGAGCAUGUCCACCAGGUGAUCCGGUUUGUGAUUUAAAUUCAAGACUUCCAUGGUCCCAUCCCUAAACUCUAAAACCAUCCUUCAGGUUUCACCUUGAUCUCCAUCCUUACUUCACUUCCUAUUUCAAAGAGAGAAUCCAUCAAUAUAUAUGUCUUCAGGUCACUGAUGGAUGGUCCUCUGUCUCUAGAGUCUCUGGUGGCUUCAGGUCAUUGAUGGAUGGUCCUCUGUCUCUAGAGUCUCUGGUGGCUUCAGGUCAUUGAUGGAUGGUCCUCUGUCUCUAGAGUCUCUGGUGUCUUCAGGUCCCUGAUGGAUGGUCCUCUGUCUCUAGAGUCUCUGGUGGCUUCAGGUCAUUGAUGGAUGGUCCUCUGUCUCUAGAGUCUCUGGUGUCUUCAGGUCACUGAUGGAUGGUCCUCUGUCUCUAGAGUCUCUGGUGUCUUCAGGUCAUUGAUGGAUGGUCCUCUGUCUCUAGAGUCUCUGGUGUCUUCAGGUCACUGAUGGAUGGUCCUCUGUCUCUAGAGUCUCUGGUGUCUUCAGGUCAUUGAUGGAUGGUCCUCUGUCUCUAGAGUCUCUGGUGUCUUCAGGACACUGAUGGUCUUCUGUCUUUAGAGUCUCUGGUGUCUUCAGGUCACUGGUGGUCUUCUGUCUCGAGAGUCUCUGGUGUCUUCAGGUCACUGAUGGUCUUCUGUCUUUAGAGUCUCUGGUGUCUUCAGGUCACUGGUGGUCUUCUGUCUCGAGAGUCUCUGGUGUCUUCAGGUCAUUGAUGGAUGGUCCUCUGUCUCUAGUCUCUGGUGUCUUCAGGUCAUUGAUGGAUGGUCCUCUGUCUCUAGUCUCUGGUGUCUUCAGGUCAUUGAUGGAUGGUCCUCUGUCUCUAGUCUCUGGUGUCUUCAGGUCAUUGAUGGAUGGUCCUCUGUCUCUAGUCUCUGGUGUCUUCAGGUCACUGAUGGAUGGUCCUCUGUCUCUAGAGUCUCUGGUGGCUUCAGGUCAUUGAUGGAUGGUCCUCUGUCUCUAGAGUCUCUGGUGUCUUCAGGUCACUGAUGGAUGGUCCUCUGUCUCUAGAGUCUCUGGUGUCUUCAGGUCAUUGAUGGAUGGUCCUCUGUCUCUAGAGUCUCUGGUGUCUUCAGGUCACUGGUGGUCUUCUGUCUCGAGAGUCUCUGGUGUCUUCAGGUCAUUGAUGGAUGGUCCUCUGUCUCUAGUCUCUGGUGUCUUCAGGUCAUUGAUGGAUGGUCCUCUGUCUCUAGUCUCUGGUGUCUUCAGGUCAUUGAUGGAUGGUCCUCUGUCUCUAGAGUCUCUGGUGGCUUCAGGUCACUGAUGGAUGGUCCUCUGUCUCUAGUCUCUGGUGUCUUCAGGUCAUUGAUGGAUGGUCCUCUGUCUCUAGAGUCUCUGGUAGCUUCAGGUCAUUGAUGGAUGGUCCUCUGUCUCUAGAGUCUCUGGUGUCUUCAGGACACUGAUGGUCUUCUGUCUUUAGAGUCUCUGGUGUCUUCAGGUCACUGGUGGUCUUCUGUCUCGAGAGUCUCUGGUGUCUUCAGGUCAUUGAUGGAUGGUCCUCUGUCUCUAGUCUCUGGUGUCUUCAGGUCAUUGAUGGAUGGUCCUCUGUCUAGUCUCUGGUGUCUUCAGGUCAUUGAUGGAUGGUCCUCUGUCUCUAGUCUCUGGUGUCUUCAGGUCAUUGAUGGAUGGUCCUCUGUCUCUAGUCUCUGGUUUCUUCAGGUCAUUGAUGGAUGGUCUUCUGUCUCUAGAGUCUCUGGUGUCUUCAGGAUACUGACCGAUGGUCGUCAGAUUGUCUUGACCUAAAAUGAUGAUGAAAAAAAAGAAGGAAACGCCCAUCUUUUUGUCUCCCUUCAGGGACUGAGCAGAAAUAGGAUGUGAUGCAGGCGGUCGUUUGGGGGUCUGAAUGAUUUAUGGAGACACUAACAGCUGAGUUGUGUAACUGUGAUCCAGUCUAAACAGGACUGAAGUGUCUCUGCUGCAUAACUGACUUCUUUAUGAUGUGUAAUAGAAUGAGAAGUGAGGUACAAUGAGACAUGAGAUACAAUCAGACAUUAGAUGCAAUCAGACGUGAGAUACAAUGAGACGUGAGGUGCAAUGAGACGCGAGGUACAAUGAGACGUGAGGUACAAUGAGACAUGAGAUACAAUGAGACGUGAGGUACAAUGAGAUACAAUGAGACAUGAGGUACAAUGAGAUGUGAGGUACAAUGAGACAUGAGGUACAAUGAGACGUGAGGUACAAUGAGAUACAAUGAGACAUGAGGUACAAUGAGAUGUGAGGUACAAUGAGAUGUGAGGUACAAUGAGACAUGAGGUACAAUGAGACAUGAGGUACAAUGAGAAAUGAGGUACAAUGAGACGUGAGGUACAAUGAGACGUGAGGUACAAUGAGACAUGAGGUACAAUGAGACGUGAGGUACAAUGAGAUACAAUGAGACAUGAGGUACAAUGAGAUGUGAGGUACAAUGAGACGUGAGGUACAAUGAGACAUGAGGUACAAUGAGACGUGAGGUACAAUGAGAUACAAUGAGACAUAAGGUACAAUGAGACAUGAGGUACAAUGAGACAUGAGGUACAAUGAGACGUGAGGUACAAUGAGACAUGAGGUACAAUGAGACAUGAGGUACAAUGAGACGUGAGGUACAAUGAGACAUGAGGUACAAUGAGACAUGAGGUACAAUGAGACAGGACUUGUCGGCCGAUGGGGCGUUCUGUGACCAUUUAACACUGCCGUGUUUCCUUUAGACAAAAAUCACUGCCCUCCAAACCGGUGAGCUGCCAACCUCCCCUCCCACCCCCCCCAAGCCCCAACCUAUUCUCCUACUCCCUUUACUUCUCUCCCAAGUCACUUGCCGAGUUUCCCACAAAAAGCUUCUUGACUUUUGUCUCAGUUUACAACAAUCAACCGGUCAACCUCCACUUUGCUUUUUCAUAAAGUACGCCAUCUGUUCUAUCACUGCCUUUGUAAUAAUACUGAUAAUAGGAUGUCAUUUGUUUACAUUCUUAUGAAGCAGCAGAGGAGCCAGAAGGAUGAAUUAUCAUCACAUUUUUUAUUAUGUUGCGGAGGUUUUCAUUUAUUUUCCUUUUUUAAAAUAUGUUUAAAAAGAAGUUUAAAAUAUAUGGGAAAGGAACAUAUUCAAAUUCAACCUUUUAUUAGUUUAUUAUUAAGGGAUAUUUCAAAUGUUCCUGAACAAACUUUGUUUUUUGGUGUAUCAUAAGAAGGAAAAAGUUUCAGAAAUAAAAGAUUAACAUCAGUUGGAGGAUGAAUGAGCUGUAAAUAACGACGCAGAGAAGCCCAGCUAAUAACAAAAAAAUAUAUAAAAAUCAUUGCAGUACAACAAACUUUAAAACAUUUUCUGAUGAUCUUUUUGGGAAACUCAGUCAGCUGACACAGGAACCCGCCAGAAGAGAAGAGAGAGAAACCUUAGUUAAAAGUUAUUUUUAUGUCCCAAAGAUGAAGACCUUUUUGCAUGUGGAGACCUUAUAUCGGCCGCCAUCUUGAAACACGUUAAAAGUGAUGAGUCACACCGUUCUGCCUCUGAGGAAGUCUUCCAGUUUGAACCGACAGAAACGCUCCAUGUGUUUCUUCUCUUCGCGUCUCAAUGUUGUUUUUUUCAUUUUGUGAAACCAAAACACUCGACAGGAAUGUUUAUUCAGAAAAGGCAUCGCUGCCUUCAGGUCACCUUGGAAAAUGUGUAAAAGUCAAACUUUUCAAAAGAUACAAUGAACGGAGAACGAUAAACAUGUUUGUUGUCAAUUAAAAAAAACAAAAUGAUGCACUUUUCAUCGAGUUUGACCUUAAAAACUUUACUGCCAAAAAAGAAACUGAGUUAAUAAUCAAAUGAUUUUUGAGCAGAGAGAGAGAUAAUUAAUACAUUUUAAUAGUUGUUGUUUUGCUGUUACUUUAAUGUGUGCAAUGUAAGGUUUUCUGCUUUGAAUCUGUGUCAUUUCUGAUCAACACCACAGAGACUUAAACCUUUAAAUAUUGAUUCAUUGAUCAUGAAUCACGGGUCCUGAUGUCGCCUGAAGGCAGCAUGAGUUGGUAACAAAUUCCACGGAGGCCAGCUGGUCGGCUCCCAGGUUUUUAACAUCAUAACUUUAUAACUUAAAUGAAGUGGUAUUUGUUCGGCUCCCUCAGUCUGUGCCCGGAGGCGCGUAAUGAUGAUGUCACUAGCGAGCGCCGGAGGCCGUCUGGUUGGUGGCCAUGUUGGAACGUCUUUCUUUGUGUUUGCUGAUGUUUGCACCUUUUCUGAGACACACUCAUAUAACGCAUCAUGUAGAAGAAAAGUCAUUGCUAUUACGAAGCAGGAUGAAAAGUAUCAUUAAAAAAUAAAAAAAUAACAAUGUAAA